CCGGCGACAUUAGCUAGCGCUCGCUCUACUCUCUGUAACGGGGAAGCAGCGGACUACAAGAGACUGAACUGUAUCUGCCUCUUAUUUCCAACAGACUCACGUUCAACUUUCGUUCACAAAAAAAGCCGGGAAAAUUUUAUUAAUCCUUUUUUUAAAAAAAGUUAAUAUAAAAUUAUAGCAAAAAAAAAAGGAACCUGAACUUUAGUAACACAGCUGGAACAAUCCGCAGCGGCGGGAGAAAAGAUUUAAUUUAGUUGAUUUUCUGUGGUUGUUGGUUGUUCGCUAGUCUCACGGUGAUGGAAGCUGCACAUUUUUUCGAAGGGACGGAGAAGCUGCUGGAGGUUUGGUUCUCCCGGCAGCAGCCCGACGCAAACCAAGGAUCUGGGGAUCUUCGCACCAUUCCAAGAUCUGAGUGGGACAUACUUUUGAAGGAUGUGCAAUGUUCAAUCAUAAGUGUGACAAAAACUGACAAGCAGGAAGCUUAUGUACUCAGUGAGAGUAGCAUGUUUGUCUCCAAGAGACGUUUCAUUUUGAAGACAUGUGGUACCACCCUCUUACUGAAAGCACUGGUUCCCCUGUUGAAGCUUGCUAGGGAUUACAGUGGGUUUGACUCAAUUCAAAGCUUCUUUUAUUCUCGUAAGAAUUUCAUGAAGCCUUCUCACCAAGGGUACCCACACCGGAAUUUCCAGGAAGAAAUAGAGUUUCUUAACGCAAUUUUCCCAAAUGGAGCAGCAUAUUGUAUGGGACGGAUGAAUUCCGACUGUUGGUACUUAUAUACUCUGGAUUUCCCAGAGAGUCGAGUAAUCAGUCAGCCAGAUCAAACCCUGGAAAUUCUGAUGAGUGAGCUUGACCCAGCAGUUAUGGACCAGUUCUACAUGAAAGAUGGUGUUACUGCAAAGGAUGUCACUCGUGAGAGUGGAAUUCGUGACCUGAUACCAGGUUCUGUCAUUGAUGCCACACUGUUCAAUCCUUGUGGGUAUUCGAUGAAUGGAAUGAAAUCGGACGGAACUUAUUGGACUAUUCACAUCACUCCAGAACCAGAAUUUUCUUAUGUUAGCUUUGAAACAAACAUAAGUCAGACCUCCUAUGAUGACCUGAUCAGGAAAGUUGUGGAAGUCUUCAAGCCAGGAAAAUUUGUGACCACCUUGUUUGUAAAUCAGAGUUCUAAAUGUCGCACAGUGCUUUCUUCGCCCCAGAAGAUUGAAGGUUUUAAACGUCUUGAUUGUCAGAGUGCUAUGUUCAAUGAUUACAACUUUGUUUUUACCAGCUUUGCUAAGAAUCAGCAACAACAGCAGAGUUGAUUAAGAAAAAUGAAGAAAAAACGGAAAAAGAGAACACACAUAGAAGGUGGUGGCUGCUUUCUAGAUAUUGAUACCGGGGGCCAUGCUUUCCAUAACCACCACCUUGUAGCUGCAGGAAGCCCUAGUUGUAAUCAUAGUGUAAUCACUUUGAAUUGUUGUAUGCAUUAUUAUAUCAAGGAAUUAGAUAUCUUGCAUGAAUGCUCUCUUCUGUGUUUAGGUAUUCUAUGCCACUCUUGCUGUGAAAUUGAAGUGCAUGUAGAAAAACCCUUUUACUGUAUGAAACUUUACAAAACUUGUGAAAACAAUUCAAUUUGGUUUAUGCAUAGUACAAUAUUUCUCCAGGUAUCAUCCAAAAUUCCCCACAGACAAGGCUUUCGUCCUCAUUAGGUAUUAGCCUCAGCCUAACCAUCUGGGACUGUUCUAUUAAAUUGCUGCCUGAAUUUUACAUCCAGUUACCUCGUUUCUAGAACGUAUUCUCUACUAAUGUUAUUGAAACCACUUUCUACUACAUACGGAUAUUUUUUGCAACAGCAAUUAAAGUUUUUCUUCCACGAGUCAAAUCCUCUUAAGAAAAUGAUUGCAGUUACUCAUUUUGUGAAUUAUUUAAACAUUAUGGUUUCUUCCAUUUGUAAUCCUCGCCAUGGAGUUCCUUCCCCUCAGCCCCCCAAAUAAAGCAAUACACUGUUAUCCGUGGGUUUAUACUAAUUACAUACCCCAGAGGGGGAAAAGGAGUGGACCCUGGUCCCAGUUUUCUUUUUUAAGUUCAAGUGAAAGUAGUCUCGUUUUUGUUGGCUGGUGGUGACAAAAAUAAGCAUUAAAAUAUUGUGGCUUGAGAUUAGGGUGCAUGGACAGAACUGUAUGGAAAUCUUAAAACCCGUGCCAUGUUUCCCAGUAAAUCAGUAAAUGAUAUUAGCUUAUCAUGAGCACCACAACUUCGCUAACUUGCUAAGUAGUAUAAAUGGUGUCAAAGUCAGCUUGGAUCGCUCACUUAAAAUUACUUAAAUUACUUUAGCAACCAUUUCCACUAAUUUCCAUUAAUAAUACACUGAAAGCUUUGAUUCAAAGCAGAAUCUAUGUCUUUUCUGUCCUGUGACUUUGUGAUGCGUGUGUUAGUGUUCUGACUUCAUCUGUUCUUCUUACCAGUGUUCCUUUCACCAUGAUUUGAUAGUGACUGCUUGGAAUGAUAGCUGUCCAGGUUAUUCAGGCCUGCACAGUGAAGCAGAAUGCUGUUCAGAAGAUAUAUGAAAUUCCAAAAUAGUCAAUGGGAAAUGACAAGGAAUACAGGCUGUCCAGAGAGUCGGCAUCUUUUUAGCAAAUUCUGUUGUAUUUCAGUAGCUGAGAGAACAGUGAAGCUUAAAUAAAUUUUGUGUUUCUUCUUGUCCUCAUAUAUUUUUAGUUUCUUUCUGGAUUGGUGCCAUGGUGUUUCAUUCCUUCCUCAUUUAUAGAUGGAACACCUUUUUUUAAGAGGUUUCCAAACAAAAUAUACUUGGUUUGAAAUCAAGUGAUUGGAACUCUGUUUUGAUUUAUUUUACACACAUUGUUGAAAGUUUCAUUGAAGAAGCAUUCAGUCAAUGUGUAAUCAGUUUGAUUCUGUAAGUAGCAUAGCACCUAAAGUUUUGGUGUCUUUGAGGACCAAUACUCAAAAUGGAUUUUGUUCUUGAACAGUAUCCCAGCAGAUUUGAUAUUUGUUGGCUUGAGGUCUGAUUUUUUUUUUUUUUUUUUUUGAGUAGAAUUCUGUCUAAUGUUGAUGAAGUGUACAAAUUUGUAUGGGAAUAAGCCUAGGAAGUGAAAACUGUAGAUUGGAUAGUAAUCUAAAUCUUAGUGUUAUAGAGGAGGGGAUGUUUUGGUGCCAUAAAUUCUCCCUUCAUGGUGUUGGAUUUAAAUCAGUUGAAAUGUAUUUCUGUACCACAAUUUAUGCUUCAAUAAAAGUUUGCUUAAUUCAU
This is a messenger RNA of Choloepus didactylus (southern two-toed sloth), 3244 nucleotides long. RefSeq names its product adenosylmethionine decarboxylase 1 (gene AMD1). NCBI's taxonomy places the organism in Eukaryota, Metazoa, Chordata, Mammalia, Pilosa, Megalonychidae. Gene Ontology annotation, biological process: spermine biosynthetic process; spermidine biosynthetic process. The transcript is spliced from 9 exons. Gene Ontology annotation, molecular function: adenosylmethionine decarboxylase activity; putrescine binding. The record is from RefSeq and is a predicted model, not a curated record. Gene Ontology annotation, cellular component: cytosol. Bases 297 to 1301 code for a protein of 334 amino acids.